Messenger RNA from Erythranthe guttata (spotted monkey flower), 321 nucleotides. The record is from RefSeq and is a predicted model, not a curated record. Lineage: Eukaryota; Viridiplantae; Streptophyta; Magnoliopsida; Lamiales; Phrymaceae.
AUGUCUACAGAUCUUGAAUUAUUCAGGCAGCUGCCAAUAAUCAAGAUAAAUUCCACACCACAAAAAUCAGAUAUCACAACAGAUAAAGAAGAAAAAGAAGAAGAGAAUUGCCACACCCCAAGAUCUCCCAAGCACAUGAUUCCGACCGCCGUCAGCUGCCCGCCGGCGCCGAAGAAGCGGCGGCCCGCCGCCGCGUGCAAGAGGAAACUAUGUGAGCUGCAGUUCUUUGAAUUUGUGGGCAGAGAAGAAAUCGAAUCUCUCUUCGAAAUUGCUCAGGUGAACUUCAAUAAUCGAUCCACCAAGAGGAAUUGUUUAAUGUGA